This is a messenger RNA of Oryctolagus cuniculus (rabbit), 905 nucleotides long. The record is from RefSeq and is a predicted model, not a curated record. Lineage: Eukaryota; Metazoa; Chordata; Mammalia; Lagomorpha; Leporidae.
UUAACAUCAGCGGGUUAAGCCACUGCAGGUGUUUGGGCGGUAGUUGACCUCUUCCAGGAAGGCUUCCAGCCCUGCGUCCUUCCUCCAAAGCACACAGACAUGCACUUUCUCUGUGCUGCUGUUGAAUACGGUGCCGUCAUCACCGUGGCACCCAUGUGCCCCGCCCUGUUCCACAUGCUUUGUGUUCCAUCUUUGCUAGCACUGUGAGGUGGGCAUGAUUACCCCGUGGCGAGGGUCACCUGGGUAUUAUAGAACCAAACUUCCAGUCCAGGCAGUCUGACUGCGGCUCCUGUGCUUCUCACUACCCCGGCCUGGAACUGAAUUGUGAUUCCUCAUUCACCUGUCUCCCGGCAAGGAAGCCACACUCCAGGGGUCAGACAUGAUGGCCCGCAGGGCCCAGUUCUCAGCUCCCUGUGGGUGCCCAGUAGUGCUCUUGGGUCAUGUGACUCAGUUACCUUGGGUCUGGUCUCCUUCCAGAAAAAGAAUCCUCCUGCCUUUGUCUCGGGGUGAGCCGAACUGCGCGCAGUAUAAGUUACCAGGCUGCCCCAGGGACUUCAACCCCGUGUGUGGAAGCGACAUGUCCACUUACCCCAACGAAUGCACUCUGUGCAUGAAGAUCAGGGAGGACGGCCAUGAUAUCAAAAUCAUCCGAAGUGAACCGUGCUGAGGGCCGUGUCCAGAAGAGAAGGGGGAGGCACCACCUUCCCUGCCCACCAGAUGGACUUCAGUCCCCCACCUCCCCCUUUGAGAUUGUUAACCCACGUGUUCUGAGAGGAGACAUGGGCGAGAGCCAUGUGUAGUGAUGGAGAAUUAAAAAAAGAUCCUUUGCCCCUGUAGUUGAACUUAUUACCUAGGUGACCCAUGCAUUGCUUUCUUUCCUUGUAAUAAAAUCACCAUCGAAUUCA